This is a messenger RNA of Triticum turgidum subsp. durum (durum wheat), 975 nucleotides long. NCBI's taxonomy places the organism in Eukaryota, Viridiplantae, Streptophyta, Magnoliopsida, Poales, Poaceae. The record is from the annotation of a GenBank genome assembly.
AUGAUGUACCCCGCGACGACCCGCUCGCCCGAGUUCCUCGGCCUGAGGAAGGACGCCGGCUUGUGGUCGAAAUCUAGCUACGGCAAAGGGAUCAUCAUCAGGGUGAUCAACUCCGGCAUCGAGUCGCGCCAUCCCUCGUUCGACGACGCCGGCAUGUCGCCACCGCCCGCCAGGUGGAAGGGCACGUGCACGGGCUUGGUCAGGCCCGUCCGGUGCAACAACAAGCUCAUUGGCGUCAGGUCCUUCGUGGACUACAACCCUGCCGACGUGACCGGCCACGGCAUGCACGUGGCGUCGAUUGCGGCGGGCAACUUCGUCGCCAACGCCUCGUCUUCCCACGGACUGGCCGCUGGGACGGCCGCCGGGAUCGCUCCCGGCGCACACCUGGCCGUGUACAAGGCCUGCAGACCUAGUGGGUGCCUCCGUUCGAAUAUAAUUCGUGCGAUUGACACGGCGGUGAGCGAUGGGGUCGACGUGAUCAACAUCUCCCUCGGCCGUAAACCGGGACUACCACUCGGAAGGGACGUUGUGGCCAUUGGCGCAUUUCGCGCGGUGGCCAAGGGUGUCGUCUUCGUGACUUCUGCUGGCAACGACGGCCCCGACCUGUCCACCGUCAAGAACGAAUCGCCGUGGAAGAUCACAGUGGGCGUCGGGUCGGUGGAUCGGAGCCUCUUCGCCGACCUUGUGCUAAAGUCGGGCGAGCUGGUCGAAGGAGAGGCGCUGGUGCAGGGGUCCAACUCGACCGCCUACCAACCCCUCCACUAUCCCGACGAUGGUAACAUGUGCAAGAAGGUGAGUGCCGACCGCAUGAGGGGCCACAUCGUGAUAUGCGACGAUGCGUUGGUUAACGUUGACACUCAGGCCCGCAUCAUCAAAAAUCUCUACGACAAUGGCGCAGCUCAAGUCGUGCUCAUCGGUCUGGAGAAAGCUGGUUUCACCUUGGGCUUCAGGGAGUAUGGCUCUUCCAUCGUGUAG